CAUGGCCGCCGGCGCCGCGGCUGCUUUAGCCUUCUUGAACCAAGAGAGCCGAGCCCGGGCUGGGGGCGUCGGGGGCCUGAGGGUCCCGCCACCCGUCACAAUGGAUAGUUUCUUCUUCGGUUGUGAGCUCUCCGGCCACACCCGCUCCUUUACUUUCAAGGUGGAGGAAGAGGAUGACACGGAACACGUGCUGGCUUUGAACAUGCUGUGCCUUACCGAGGGGGCCAAGGACGAGUGUAAUGUGGUGGAAGUUGUGGCCCGGGAUCACGACAAUCAGGAGAUUGCAGUCCCGGUGGCCAACCUCAGGUUGUCUUGCCAGCCCAUGCUCAGUCUAGAUGAUUUCCAGCUCCAACCACCUGUAACCUUCCGCCUGAAGUCCGGUUCUGGUCCUGUGCGGAUCACUGGUCGGCAUCAGAUCGUUUGUAUAAACAACGAUCUUUCUGAAGAAGAGAGUGAAGAUGAGAGCGAAGAUGAAAUUAAGCUGUGUGGCAUCCUUCCUGCCAAGAAGCAUAGGGGCAGGCCCUAGCCCUCUGGUGAGGUAGCUGCUUGCUACAGGUGCCAUGCUCCAUAUGUUCCUGGACAAGUUCAAGAAUGUUUUUCUCGCUGAAAAGGAUAGUUUGGGAAGGGUGUAGGUGGGAGGGCCUUGGGCUGAUUCUAAGAGAGCAGUCAUUCUCCAUAGGGGUCCUGUGUUUGGUCCUGUGGUGCCCUUUUCUAUUGGGGUGGGGCGACUUUUGAACACCUCUUCUGACCCACCCAGAUUCAGUCCCCAGCACUGCAAAAAAAAAAAAAAAAGUUCAGAACACAUUUUUGACACUUUUUACAUUUUUAGAUAAAUAUCUGAAUAAAGUGGUGUAUGGUUGUUUUGCAA
This is a messenger RNA of Grammomys surdaster, 868 nucleotides long. RefSeq names its product nucleophosmin/nucleoplasmin 3 (gene Npm3). Gene Ontology annotation, molecular function: histone binding; RNA binding; chromatin binding. Gene Ontology annotation, biological process: chromatin remodeling. The transcript is spliced from 6 exons. Lineage: Eukaryota; Metazoa; Chordata; Mammalia; Rodentia; Muridae. The coding region runs from base 2 to 526 and encodes 174 amino acids. The record is from RefSeq and is a predicted model, not a curated record. Gene Ontology annotation, cellular component: cytoplasm; nucleolus; nucleoplasm.